Messenger RNA from Oldenlandia corymbosa var. corymbosa, 996 nucleotides. Lineage: Eukaryota; Viridiplantae; Streptophyta; Magnoliopsida; Gentianales; Rubiaceae. The record is from the annotation of a GenBank genome assembly.
AUGGCUACAAAACAAAUGGAAGAGAUACAGAAGAAACUAGGAAUGUUGAAUUACCCACGAGCAAAUGCUCCUGCUCAAUCUCUUCUCUUUGCCGGCAUGGAACGCUAUGCUCUUCUUGAAUGGCUUUUCUUCAAGCUAUUGGGCGAUAAAUCUCCAUUUUCACAGCAAAAUCCACAAGGAGAUGCCAUGGAUCGUGAUGAAGAGACUUCUCGAAUUCAAUAUUUGGCUGAGAUAGCUAAGUUUCUUGGUAUUACGACCACUAUAGAUACAGAAGCUAUACAAGGAAGAGGUAGUUAUGAAGAUCGUACUGAAAUGCUUCACCUUAUUGUAGAUCUUGUUGAGGCCAGCAUUUAUGCUGAUAAUCCUGAGUGGAGUGUCGAUGAACAGGUAGCAAAGGACAUACAGCUGAUAGAUGCCAUAGCGGAGAAACAAGCUCAGAUCUUUUCUGAGGAAUGCAAAUUAUUUCCUGCAGAUGUACAAAUCCAAUCAAUUUAUCCCUUGCCAGCUAUAUCUGAUUUGGAGAAGCAGCUUUCUGAUCAAUCAAAUAGACUUUUGAGUCUGCAAGAGAUGGUUGACGAUUUAGCAUCCAAGCAUGCGUACAACCCAGAUGAGGACUACACAGAAGUAGAGGCAAAAUUGCGAGCAAAUUUGGAAUCUUUUCUAGAAACUGCAAAAUCGUUUAACUCCAUUUACACGAAGGAAAUUCGCCCCUGGACGCACAUGAUGGAGGUUCCACAAUUGCAUGGAUUUGGUCCAGCAGCUGAUAGAUUGUUGGAAGCAUAUAAGAUGCUUUUGAAGUUUUUAGGAAAUUUGAAGAAUCUUCGCGAUUCAUACACAGCAGUUGCGGUUGGAUCUUCUGAAAUAGUUGGUGGUGAGCCUUCUUCAGUUACAAGAAUAAUCUCUGAGUGUGAAACAUCGUUAACUCUCUUGAAUCGCGAUCUUGGAAUUCUUUCUGCCUCAAUUGCUCGUGAGCGAGGCGAAGACACCAUGCUAUAA